GCCCUCCGGCUGGAAGUGCUUCCUUUAUCACUUGACUGUGUUCCUCAUAGUUCUUGCUUGCCUGAUCCUCAGCAUUCUGUCAACCAUCCCCCUGUAUGAUAAAUUUGCUUUCACAAUUCUCUUCUGGAUGGAAGUGAGAUGUAUCUUCAAACAACAACGGAUCAACAAAGCAUCGGGCCCAGACCUUGCGUCCCCAUCCUGCCUCAAAGUCUGCGUGGACCAGCUCGUUCCAGCCAGAUCUUCAAUAUAUCUCUGGAACUGUGUGAAAUACCAUCUUGUUUCAAACGCACCACCAUCAUCCUAGUCCCCAAGAAACAUGCAAUCUCAGGACUGAAUGACUACAUACCUGUCGCCCUGACAUCUGUGGUCAUGAAGUCCUUUGAAGGCCUCAUGCUGAACCACCUCAAGAGCGUCAAAGGACCCAUGCUGGAGCCCCUGCAGUUUGCCUACGGAGCAAACAGGUCUGUGGAUGACGCAGUCAAGAUGGGACUGCACUUCAUCCUCGAUGGCGGUGGGACCUACAUGAGGAUCCUGUUGGUAAAGUUCAGCUCUGCGUUCAACACCAUCAUUCCCGAACUACUCUCCUCCAAGCUUGUCCAGCUCAGCGUCUCGCCUACCAUCUGCCGGUGGAUUUACAGCUUCCUGAUGGGCAGGACAUAGCAGCUGUCAAACUCCUGACAUUUGCAGAUGACAUCACAGUCAUCGGCCUCAUCAAAGACGGUGACAAACCUGCGUAUUGACAGCAAGUGGAGCAGCUGGGGCUUUGGUGCGGCCGACACAACCUGUUGUCAUACGAGAGCAACUCCAACUACUGAAGACAAAUUCCUUGAGAUUUUCCUUGUGGUCUUCUUAGGGGUGGAAUAUCUUGUCCGGCUUUGGUCAGCAGGUUGCCGCAGUAUAUAUGUCGGCAUCUGUGGACGACUACGAUUUGCAAGAAAGCCAAUAAUUAUUAUAGAUCUGAUUGUUGUGGUUUCCUCCAUAAUUGUGCUAACAGUUGGCUCCAAUGGACAAGUGUUUGCAACCUCUGCUAUUCGGGGGAUCCGUUUCCUGCAGAUACUCCGUAUGCUCCACGUAGACCGCCAGGGAGGAACAUGGCGUCUCCUGGGGUCUGUUGUCUAUGCCCAUCGCAGGGAGCUGAUCAUGACCCUUUAUAUUGGCUUUCUGAGCCUGAUCUUCGCCUCAUACUUUGUCUACCUGGCAGAAAAAGAAACCUACAACUUUGGAACCUAUGCUGAUUCCCUGUGGUGGGGAGUGAUAACAGUGACGACCAUUGGCUAUGGAGACCUCAUACCUCAGACGUGGCUUGGGAAGAUCAUUGCAUCUUGUUUCUCUGUCUUUGCCAUAUCCUUCUUUGCACUCCCUGCAGGAAUUUUAGGCUCAGGCUUUGCACUGGAGGUUCAGCAGAAACAAAGACGGAAACAUUUUAAUAGACAAAUCCCUGCUGCUGCUAGUGUCAUUCAGACAUCAUGGAGGUGUUUUGCAGUGGAAAACUGUGAUUCAGCCACGUUUAAGAUGUUCUUGGUAAAGAGAUCCAACACACCUAAAUCCUCACUAUCGACGCCAAUGCCCAAGGAAUCGGCGAAGAAAUUGAACAAGGACAUCACUUCAAAUUUUCUCACAGCUCCUAGCAUCUCUGCGUUCGACAGUGAGAGCAACAACUUUCUGAGCUCUGAUGCGUACAGCACUAUCGACCUCGAUAAAAGUCCUGGACUUCCGGAUGUUCAUUCUCCCAAUGGCCAUAAGAGGAACUGCAGUUUUGCGGAUGACCUGGAACAGGAGUCAGAGCGAGACAGUGCACUGACUCCAGCUACCUCCAUAUCACAACUAUCAGAGAAUCACAGACAAGCCAUCCGUGUGAUCCAAAAAUUGCGCCUUUAUGUGGCUAAGAGAAAGUUCCAGCAAGCUCGUAAACCAUAUGAAGUCCGAGAUGUGAUUGAGCAAUACACCCAGGGUCACCUCAACCUAAUGGCGCGGAUCAAGGAGCUGCAGAGAAGACUGGACCAGUCAUUAGGGAAGAUAACUUUAUUCCAGACGGGAGCAGAUCGAGCUAAAGACAAGGGAAGCAACUCUAUUGGCUCCCGACUCAGCAGAAUGGAGGACAAGAUCUCACAAAUGGAUCUGAUGCUGAACCGCAUUGCAAACUCUCUCAGUAUUCUGCCGGACCGGAGGGAUGUCAGUGGGAGUGAGCGUGAAGGAAGACUGAAGCCACAGCCUUGCCACACCGGCAAUAUCAACCCCAGUCAUGACGGUUUGCCAAGCUAUGAGCAGCUCUCCGCAAAAUCGGACGACAGUGCCUGAUCUACCUAUCUAUCUAUCUAUGCAUCUAUCGAUCUAUCUAUGGAUCUAUGUUUUGUAACUAAAAUUCCGAAUAUUCCUUUUAUUUAGCUGCAUCUACACAUGGAUCGGUGUAGCUGUUCAGGCCAAACAUUUCUACAAAUACUAACUUCAUUCAUAUGAAAGCAUUUGUUCAAUUACCUGGUGCACGUAGUAAUAUAGCCUUUCCUUUUCUAAAAUGACAUCCCUAGUUGGUAAAUUGUAAUGCAAAAUAUACUUUGCGCGCCUUGCUGUAAAAUUUAUUGUCAAAUUAAGUGUCCUUGAAAUAAAUUUACAACCCCAAUUCCAGUGAAGUUGGGAUGUUUGUGAAAGUC
This is a messenger RNA of Phyllopteryx taeniolatus (common seadragon), 2648 nucleotides long. It is a transcript of the gene kcnq1.1, whose product is annotated as potassium voltage-gated channel, KQT-like subfamily, member 1.1. Lineage: Eukaryota; Metazoa; Chordata; Actinopteri; Syngnathiformes; Syngnathidae. Gene Ontology annotation, biological process: potassium ion transport; transmembrane transport. The transcript is spliced from 18 exons. The record is from RefSeq and is a predicted model, not a curated record. Gene Ontology annotation, molecular function: voltage-gated potassium channel activity. Gene Ontology annotation, cellular component: voltage-gated potassium channel complex; membrane. Bases 688 to 2298 code for a protein of 536 amino acids.